AUGCCAGCCCGAUCGUCCGGCCGCAUCGAGAAGGUGCGGAAGAACAAGAACUCGACGCCCCAUCAGAAAAACCACCGAUGGGAGUCGUUUUCGACCAAGAUCGCAAAGUUCAAUUCGCUCCAGCCGCUGCGCAAAGUUCGACGACAUGACCUCGAAACGGAAGACUUGUCAUCGACGACGUCCUAUCUCCAGAAUGGACUGCAAAAAUGGGGGGAACUCAACAUUUCACAGCCUUUUUCCUCUUUCAAGAGGGAGGUGUACCCCUUGUGCGACAGCUUACCGCAGAUUUUGCACUUUGAGGAACGAAUCAUGGCUUCGUUGGCCAAGUACAUCUCGACACAGGACAAGGAAGGCCUAGAACCGCUGCUUGAUCUCUUGACAGCCUUUGCCCAUGAUCUAGGAAUUCGAUUUGAGAAAUACUUCUCACAGAGUCUGGACCUCAUCCUGGCAAUUGCGGGAAGGCCUCAGCCCGUCGAGGUCAUCGAGUGGACCUUUGGUGCUCUUGCGUUUUUGUUCAAGUACCUGUCCAAACUUCUAGUUCCGGAUCUUCGACCGACAUAUGCCGUCAUGGCACCACUUCUUGGAAAGGCCAAGCAUCCUCCGUUCAUUGCGCGAUUCGGCGCCGAGGCUAUGAGCUUUCUUGUCAGGAAAGCUGCGGCUCCUUCACUCCGCGAGACAGCCCUCGUGUCUUUCGUGGACUACGUGCGGGACGAUAUAUGCAAACUGGUGGACGAUCGACAGUUCAUGCUGUAUAAAGAUGGCAUCAUGACCAUGUUUGCCGAGGCGAUCAAGGGAACAGAACGAACCAUCCAUUCGACGGGAUCUGCCAUCUUCAUUGAGCUUAUGAACGCGAUUCCAAAGGAGGAGUGCACAUUGGCUGAGAUGACAACGUGGACCGACUUGGUUUGUGGCGUCUUAACCAGCGUGAUACAUCAUACUGAGGCACACACCUUCAGAGAAUUUGAAGAAGCAAUUCUUGAUAGGUGCGAUGCUAAGAUGAAGGAGGCCCACGAUGAUGAUUCUCAGUGGUGGAUGGUGCCUUAUAUCAGAGUUCUUGGUGUCCUCGCCGGUGUCCGGAAAGGAAUUCGAAUUAGUGACUGGACACGCCUUGUCCAACUGCUCGCUACCUUCCUUUCAACGGCGACACGGCCGAUCGAUGAAACCACUGAGCAAAACGAACUUUUAUGGACAUUAGUCGUUGCUAAUGCGGCAAUCACCUGCCAUCAUGCGCCUAUGGACUCGCUCAUUCCUCACAUCUCCCGUCUUCUCCAAUCACUGACGAGGGAGCCGUUUAUGAGAUUAUUUAUACCCUUUUGUUCUUAUUUCAGCGAGCUUGACCCACGUCGAUUCGGAAGCCUAUUCCGCAGUGAUUUUCAGAAAUUUAUUGCAACCCAUUGGUCUCAGGGACAAAACGAAGACAUGUUGUGCGUCUUGUUACCACAGAUCAUCGAGAACCGGGGGUUCCCGUCUGCUGGUGAGAAAGAUUGCUGCAAACUCCCCCAAGCAUGGCAGGAUCAGAUCGUCUCCAAGUUUGAAAGUCUGGAGAUUUCGCCUUUCCCUGAAAGAGGGCCAUACAAUAAAGACCCCCAAGUCUGGAGAGAUAGGUGUUUGCCCAAAUAUGCUGCUCUUCUCCGAAUCCUGGAGUUGACGGCCGUCCAUCCAUCAACCAACGCACGCAUUGCGGAGCUUCUCUUACGCAAACUCAAGCUUGCUCUUCGGCCCUCAUCCUCACUCGCCUCCGAUGAGGUCAAUUUUAUUGUUAGCCAAGGAUUUCAUGCCUAUUUAGGGAUGAGCAAAACUGCAGGUUCAACUGAUCCCCAACUUGCGCCUCUGCUUCGGGCAGCUGUGCCGCGAUUUGCACGAUCCGUGGGCUUCCUCCGGACUUAUCUUGCCUAUGAACAAAUGUUUCCACAUGGACACGAAGUUGACAGGCAUGACGCGCCUGGCACUGAUACUUCAGUUUCUGAGGAUGAUCCUGUGAUCCAGUCUUUGGUCAAUAAUUUGAGCUCUCCAUCUCAUGAUAUUCGACUGGCAUCGCUGGAAUUGCUGAACAAGAUGAGCAACACACCUGAGCAAACCCAAUGUGUUGAAAUCAUGCUUCAGAUUGAGCAAUCUCCAUUGACGUUGGAACAUACUAGAUCAAUGGCCAUGUAUCUGCGCAAGCUCGGGCAAGAAUACGGCUCAUUGACAGAUGCGACUUGGCUGAAACAAGGCAUACCAAACUUCAUGUUUGGCAUGUUGACAAUCAACCUGUCUCCAGUGUGGGACGAUUCGAUAGAGGCGAUGAAGCAGGUUGCCCAGAAUAAAUUCGGCGAGGAUGCCAUUGCUCUCACCGCAUUCCGAUGGCUGGAUGUAUCGUCACCGCGAUGGACUCCGCCACAAUCCGAAACUGGCUCCUCCCGCGCUUUCUAUUCUGACUUUGAAUGCACCACAUUGAACUCUCUCCGAGCGUCCGGAAAGACUGUUCAUGAGACGUCUGAUGAUUCGAAGAAUGUUAUGUUGCGUAAAUUUGAUGACAGCCAGCGACUGAUUGAGCCUUUCUCUACAAACGCCAAGGCUCAGGCGCUGAAAGUAUUCAAAGCUCUGCCUUCUAUCGCUGAGAGACGGUCCCGCCAACUAGUACCCCAUCUGUUUGCUUGGGCUCGUGAGGAGGAAGAUGUACACGACACUCAUGCUGAAGAGGACGCUCAAGCACAAGCAGUAUUCUGGUCAUUGGCUGACAGAAAGGGGCUUGUCAACGUCUUUGCCCAAUUCAUCAAUCCAAGGGUCUUGUUCGAGCAUGAACAAGUUUACGGUAUCAUGUUGCAGCUGCUAGGAAAUGGUGAUCUGGACAUUCAAAAGCUUGCUCUGAAGGCUAUUUUAGCAUGGAAGCAAGAUGGCGUGAAGGCUUAUCAAGAGAACUUGGAGUACCUUCUAGAUGAAGCUCGUUUCAAGAACGAAAUAACCGUCUUCCUCCAAGGAGAUAGUGUCAUCAAGCCCGAACAUCGAGCGGAUCUGAUGCCUGUUCUCCUUCACCUUCUUUACGGUCGUGCAAUUUCAAGAAAGGGAGGAGUUGGUGGCCGUCAUGGCCAGCAGACGACCCGACUUGCCAUUAUCAGGAAUCUGUCUAUCCAGGAUCUCGGUGGCUUCCUCGAUAUCGCUGUAGGAAAGCUCAAAGAUGUGCGAGUGGUUGGUCCUGCAGUCAAUCGGAAGAAGCUCUUUGACGAGGAAAUCAUUUCGGUUCGAAAACAAUUCGGUUUCCUAAACAUGGUCUUAUCUCUCAUUUCGGAGCUAGGCACUAAUGUGUCUCCUUACAUGGACACACUCGUCAACACGAUUUUGUACUGCCUCAUCUUCUCUUGCAGGCGACUGGGCGGUGCAGACACAGAGGCGGACCCCGAUGCCCCUGAAGAGGAGGAAAAAGCUAGCACACAUUCAUUGCUCAAGUCCACAAGGUCAACGGGUAUUAAGUGUUUGAUUGCUCUGUUCCAGAAUGCUCAGGAUUUCCAAUGGGAACCUUACCAGGAUAUCAUUAUUGAGGAAUUGGUGGCGCCCAGGCACGAAAAUCUGCCAGCCGAGACCGCACAAGGAGUCUCUGGCAUGCUGCAGUUACUAUCGACAUGGUCCAAUCUGCCCAAGGCGGCUCUCUUCCUCGCUCCUCACGGCAAUGCGCUACCAGAUGGUGUUUUGCCCAAGGUUAUUUCUUGCAUAGCAUUCGAAAAGUCGAAAGAAUCAGUCAAGAUAUAUGUCCUAGAAAUGCUUCGCAGCUUGGCAAGGCUGGCUUUGGCUUCUGCUAGCGAAUCUGAGUUCAACGAGGUCAUAAAAGCUGAGCUUCUAGACCCCAACUCUACCGCAAUAUUAGACAAUAUCACCACUGUCUUGAGGAUUGGUGAUAUUAGCAAUGCACUUUUGGAAGCUGGUAUCGAAACCAUUUUGUCUCUAGCCCCGAUCUUUCAAACUUUGGAAAACAUUCAAGCAGUCAUUCGAAUUUCGAGCUUCUUGUUACAGCAACCCGCACGCCGAGUCAACCCUAAACUCAAGGGUCGGAUUCUCUUGGUAAUUGAGAAUUUUGCCUCAUUACCUGAUGCGGCACAGGAUGAGGCUCUGCUUCUGGAGGUUUACAAGACAGUUUCAUCCCUUUUCAGCUACUUUAAGGAUCGAGAAAACCGCUCCUCGCUAUGUCGGGUUCUUUUGGCCAUCUCAAAACAAGAUACCGAGGUUUCCAAUGUUGCCAACCUUUGCUAUGAGUUGAACCUGUUUAAGGAGGGUCGCAUUGAUGAGCCAGACUAUGACAGACGUCUUGCCGCAUUCAGCGCCAUCUCAAGCAAUCACGAUAACCCAUGGUCUCCUAGAGAGUGGCUUCCUGUUCUUCACAACCUGAUUUUCUUCAUCCGCAUGGAUGAGGAAUUCGGUGUGCUCUCAUCCAACGCUGCUGAUGGCAUUCGACGCCUGGUACAAGAAGCGUCGGACUGUCAAUCACAAGAAACGAAAGCCGUCUUUGACGAAUACCUCAAGCAGAUCCUCAUGCCAUCAAUUUACGGCGGUGCUCGAGAAGAGUCAGAAACUGUUCGGCGAGAGUAUCUGCGCGUGCUAGGGUUCCUUCUUACCACAAUGCCUGAAUGGGCCCCGGUGGCUGACUUGAGCGGUCUCCUGAACGAGCGUCAAGAGGACUCUACCGAGCCUUCGUUCUUCUUUGAUAUCCUGAGUCCAGCAACUUCAAAACAAAUGGAUGCCCUGCGAACACUGGAAGCUGCGAAUGCAAGCAAAGAAAUGGGCAGCCAGAACCUGACUCAAUUCUUCAUCCCCUUACUGGAGCACUUCAUCUUUGGAAGAGCCGAUGGCGGUGAUGACCAUGGACUCGGUGCGCAAGCAGCAAGCACAAUCAGCAACCUUGCCAUGUCUUUGAACUGGAACCACUUCCGCACAACCUUUCAUCGAUACAUUGGUUACAUCGAAUCGAGGCAGGAGCAGCAGAAGCAUACCAUCCGCCUUUUGGGUAAAUUUACUGAUGCUCUGUUGCUUUCGUUGCCUGAAAGCCCAGACGCCGAAUCCAUGGAGGUGGACCAAGAAGAAAGUUCAUCCUCUGCGGUACGACGGCUCCGUCUUAUGUCUCCAAAGACUGCAGAAUUGGCUACCCAGAUUACUGAUUACUUCCUUCCACCGCUUACCAAGCAUUUGCAUCAAAAAGAUGAAUCUGAGGUCAGCUAUCGUGUCCCCGUUGGUAUCACCAUUGUCAAGCUCUUGAAACUGUUGCCUAGUCCACAAAUGGAUCAGAAACUGGCUGGUGUUUUGACAGACAUUUGCCAUAUUUUGCGCAGCAAAGCAUGGGAGGCGAGAGAGAUGACUCGAGAUACUCUUGUCAAAAUUGCUGUUCUUUUGGGUCCUUCCUUUUUCGGGUUCAUUCUGAAGGAGCUUCGAGGAGCUCUCACUAAAGGCUACCAAUUGCACGUCCUUUCAUACACCGUGCACUCCAUCCUGGUUGCCACCGUACCUCAUUUCGCACCUGGCGACCUUAAUCCUUGCCUGUCAUCCAUUGUCACUGUUAUCAUGGACGACAUAUUCGGAGUUGUUGGCCAGGAGAAGGAUGCUGAGGGCUAUGUUAGUCAGAUGAAGGAGGUCAAGAGCAGCAAGAGUCAAGACUCGAUGGAAUUGAUUGCCAAGAACGCAUCCAUCAGUCGUCUCAUUGAGCUUGUGCGGCCGCUACAGGCUCUUUUGAUGCAGAAAGUGGAUUUGAAGAUUGUGCGCAAGAUUGACGCCCUGCUGGCCCGCAUCACGGCCGGUCUCUUGCAGAAUCCAGCCACUGAGAGCCGCGAUACUUUGGUCUUUUGUUACGAGGUUAUCCAGGAAGUGUAUAAUGCACGAAACCCAGAGGCCGAACCAAAACUGGACUGGAAGACUCGAAGAUAUCUAGUCCAGAGGGGAGCCAAAAAGAGUGGUGACCGAGGCCAAACCAGCAAGCAUACAUACAAGUUGACUCGCUUCGCAUUUGAGAUGCUGAGAUCGAUGCUGAAGAAGUACGAUAGCAUACGAACCCCUGAGAAUAUUGCUGGGUUCAUUCCCAUCAUUGGCGAUGCCAUUCUGGGAGGCGAAGAUGAGGUCAAGAUCUCAGCGUUCCGACUUUUGGCAGUCAUCGUUAAAGUACCCUUUACAACUGCCGAUGGAGCAAACAUCUACAAGAUCGCCGUCAAGGAGGCCACGAGGUGCAUCUCAAUGUCGACUUCGACCACGACUGACUUGGCGCAAGCGGCUUUAAAGAUGCUUGCCGUCGUGCUGAGAGAUCGACGAGAUAUUGAGGUCAAGGAUGCUGCUAUCGAUAUGCUAUUGGGGAAGCUGAAGGACGACUUCACGGAGCCCCUCUACCGACACAUCACUUUCAACUUCCUGCGGUCUGUGCUCGAUCGCCGCAUUGAAACUGCGACGGUCUAUGACACUCUGGAUCAGGUCGGCACAGUCAUGAUUACCAACGAUGACAAGGACACGCGAGACCUGGCACGAGGCGCCUUCUUCCAGUUUAUCCGAGACUACCCUCAGAUGAGAUCUCGUUGGACAAAGCAGCUCAACUUCGUGGUCGCCAAUCUCAAGUACAAUCGCGAAGGUGGCCGAAUUUCGGUCAUGGAGGUUAUACACUUGCUGCUCAUGAAGUCCUCCAGCGACUUCAUCCAAGAAAUUGCAGCAACAUGCUUCUUGCCGCUCUUCCUGGUUCUGGCGAACGAUGAAAGCGAGAAGUGUCGCCUCGCGGCCGAAGCGCUGAUCAAAGAGAUCUUCCGCAAGGCUGACAAGGAGCGAGUAGUUGCAUUCCUUAACCUGCUUCGGUCGUGGCUUGGCAAAGAUGGAAAUGCUACGGUCGUCAAGCUUGCCGUGCAGCUCUUUGGAUAUUACUUUGAGUGUCAUGAGGAUGCCACCAAGAACCAGACUGAUUUCAAGCUCAUUUUUGACAAGGUCAUGGCAACCUUGGGAUCUGAAGAUGUUCGUGAUGUUGAUGGAGGACUUGUUGGUGCUGCCAUUGGCGUUGUGCGCAUUUUCGUUACCAGUUUCCCUGACAGGGCCUUGUCUGCCAAUAGGGAAGAGCUGUGGGCCAGACUACCACACUGUCUUGGGCACAAUGAGACUUCGGUCAAGUUGGCUGCUAUCCAGGUGAUUACUUUAUAUCUCGCUGAUUUUGCUCAGCGAGGCGCCAGCACUUCUGCAGGUGAAGAUGUCGAGGGAUCCCAUGGCCUUACUCUCCGAGCUGAGAAUGUGGAGGAGCUCGUCCGCCUCGCACUCAGGGCCUUGAAUGGCACUGAGGUUAAUGAAGGCCUGGCAAACGAGCUUGGGCAAGUUCUCAUAUUCCUUGGCCCCCGUCUUCCCAUUGGAGACUCACCCGAUUCUUCAGAUGCCGAAUCAGAGGCAGAUGAGCUGGAUGCUGAGGACAAGGAGGAGCCCAGUGCAAAGCCCAAAGAUUUGCAGUACUUGUUCUGGCGCCUGUCACACAUUCUGCGCAAGGAGAUUCGUCCCAAUGCUGUUGCCAUCACUCCCAAGGUCGUCGCCAUGGAGGUGCUGGAGACAAUCUGCCGUCGCUCUACGCUAGACCGACUCCAGCCUUCGCUCAAGACCAUUCUGACGCCGCUGCAUAACCUCACCGACCCGUCCAUCCCCGCACCUUUCAGCAUGGAUGAAGUAUUCAAGACGAAGCACGAGGGCCUCAAAACAAGGGCACAAAUCAUGAUGGAUUCUCUGCAGAAGAAGUUUGGCACUGCCGAGUACAGCAAGCAGCUCAUGUCCAUUCGUGAGGAGGUCAAGGCGCGUCGACUGCAGCGAUCUAGCAAGAGGAAGAUUGAGGCGGUAGCGCAGCCGGAGAAGUACAACAAGGACAAGAGGAAGAAGUUUGAGAAGAACAAGGAGCGCAAGAAGACGAGAUCGAAGGAGCAGAAGGUGAUGAGACAGGCGUACAAGACAUGGUGA
Messenger RNA from Trichoderma virens Gv29-8, 7920 nucleotides. RefSeq lists its product as uncharacterized. The transcript is spliced from 2 exons. The record is from RefSeq and is a predicted model, not a curated record. Bases 1 to 7920 code for a protein of 2639 amino acids. Gene Ontology annotation, cellular component: 90S preribosome; small-subunit processome; nucleolus. NCBI's taxonomy places the organism in Eukaryota, Fungi, Ascomycota, Sordariomycetes, Hypocreales, Hypocreaceae.